CCCCAAGACUCAACAUGGAACAACCCUUGACUGCUCAGCCUAAGUCCGAAAGUGGCCGGCGCGAGAGCUUUGGAUCCCACGCCUCUCAGACAGCCCGAGAAUUCAUCGAUGAUCAGAUGCGGCUUGAGGCCGAUGCGCGCGAGAUUCUUCCUUACUCCUUCGACUCAUGCACUUACGCUCUCGGUCCAUUGAGACAAAGCCUCUUUGCCUGUUUGACCUGCAAUCCCGCCUCCGAUGGUAACGACGAUGUCUCCACCGCGGCAGCGGUCUGUUACUCCUGCUCCAUCGCCUGCCACGGUGAACACACUCUGGUCGAGCUUUUCAACAAGCGCAACUUUGUCUGCGAUUGUGGAACCACUCGCAUGCCCGCCACAUCACCGUGCACUCUGCGUGAAGACCCCAAGACGGGCCACAAGGGCGUGCACUCUCAGGAGGCGGCCAAGGAUAACAAGUACAACCACAACUUUCGCAAUCGGUUCUGUGGCUGCGCGGAAAAGUACGAUCCCCACCAGGAGAAGGGUACCAUGUUCCAAUGCCUGGGUCUUGGUUCGGUUGAAACUGGUGGCUGUGGUGAGGACUGGUGGCACCCAGAAUGCCUCAUCGGCCUGCCACGGGAUUGGUACAAGACGAUGAAAAAGGAGGGUUUUGGUGGUGAUGCCGCCGACGAUGAGGAUGAAACUCCACUGCCUCCAAGAUUCCCCGCUGAAAAUGAUUUCGAUCAAUUCAUUUGCUACAAAUGCAUCGAUUCAAACCCUUGGCUCAAGCGCUACGCCGGAUCCAAGGGCUUCCUACCACCAGUAUAUAAAGAUGGCGGCCUGAAGAACUCAGCACCAAAGGAAUCGGAGCAACAAUCGGAGAACCCCAAGAAGCGCAAAGCAGAGGAUGAUGAUCCCUCCACUGAAGAGCCGACGAUCAAGCGAGCCAAAGAAGAGUCUCCCAAACAAGAGCCAACCGAAACCUCUACUCUCGCCACCAUCGCCGAAGAACAACCAACAGAGCCUAAAGAAGAACCAAAAGUGAAACUCGAAGCAACAUCAACCCCAAAACACACCUUCCUCCCCACCUCCCCACCAACAGAAUCCUUCUCCCUCUUCCUCCGCGAAGACUUCCACUCAAACCUCUGCCGCUGCGCAGAAUGCUACCCAAAUCUAGCACCGCACCCUCAACUCCGCGAAGAAGAAGAAACCUACGAGCCACCCCUCUCAGAAGAUGGAGAUGGAAACGGCGCCGCAAGUACAGGUACAGGCAGUAUUCUUGAACGCGGCGAAGCAGCACUCAGCACCGUUGACCGCGUACACGCUAUCGAGGGCGCAAUGAUUUACAACCAGCUCCGUGAUAAGGUUAAGGACUUUUUGCGGCCUUUUGCUGAGAGUGGAACGGCUGUCAGUGCGGAGGAUGUUAAGAGCUAUUUUGAACGAUUGAGGGGUGAUGAAGAGGGGAUUAAGGAUGCGGCUAGUCGGGCUGAGAAUGGGGGUGGCGAUGAGGGGGAUGGUCGACGUGAACAGAAUGGCUAUUGA
This is a messenger RNA of Penicillium pulvis, 1517 nucleotides long. Its product is annotated as putative metaphase-anaphase transition protein (Mlo2). The record is from RefSeq and is a predicted model, not a curated record. The transcript is spliced from 4 exons. Lineage: Eukaryota; Fungi; Ascomycota; Eurotiomycetes; Eurotiales; Aspergillaceae. Bases 15 to 1517 code for a protein of 500 amino acids. Gene Ontology annotation, cellular component: cytoplasm. Gene Ontology annotation, molecular function: zinc ion binding; ubiquitin protein ligase activity.